AUGUCCCACCCCGGCCGCCUCGAGAACAAAGUCGCCAUAAUCACCGGCGGCGGCCUCGGACUCGGCGAAGGCAUCGCCCGCAAAUUCGUCCACGAAGGCGCCAAAGUCCUCCUCUUCGAAAUCAACGCCGCCAACGGCUCCAAAGUCGCCUCCUCCCUCGGCUCCGCCCACGCCCUCGCCUUCGAAGGCGACGUCACGAAACUCGACCACUGGCAAUCCGCCGUCCAGACCUGCAUCGAGAAACUCGGCGGUCUGGAUAUCGUCGUCAAUAACGCGGGAGUCGUGCAUAACGCGCAGGCUUCGACUGAGGUGCCCGAGGCGGAAUAUGAGCGGAUCAUGAAGAUUAAUGUUUCCCCCCUCUACCAGUCUGCCAAAGCCGUGCACCCGCAUUUCAAGAAGCAGGGGCAUGGGGUGUUCGUCAACAUCUCCUCCAUCUCCGCCCCGCGCCCCCGUCCAAACCUCGUCUGGUACGCUGGCUCCAAAGGCGCGGUAUCAGCCGUCACGAAAGGGCUAGCAGCGGAGUUCGCAAAGGACGGCAUCAGGUGCAAUGCCAUCUGUCCCGUAGCGGCGGAUACGGGGAUGAUGGCGUCGGUGCUUGGGGGAACUGAUACGGAGGAGGGGAGGGCGGUGGUGAUGAAGGGGAUUCCGCUGGGGAGGGUGGCGAAUGCGGUGGACGUGGGGAAUGCGGCGUGUUUUUUGGCGAGCGAGGAGGCGGGGUUUAUUACGGGGAUUGAAUUGCCUGUUGAUGGGGGUAGGGCGUUGCAGUAG
Saxophila tyrrhenica is the source of this 768-nucleotide messenger RNA. RefSeq lists its product as uncharacterized. NCBI's taxonomy places the organism in Eukaryota, Fungi, Ascomycota, Dothideomycetes, Mycosphaerellales, Extremaceae. Gene Ontology annotation, molecular function: oxidoreductase activity. Bases 1 to 768 code for a protein of 255 amino acids. The transcript has a single exon. The record is from RefSeq and is a predicted model, not a curated record.